UGCUGUCGCCGUCUCCCACGCCGUCGCCUCGGUCUUCCCGCUCGCGUCGGGCCGGGCGCCGCCUCCCCGCUGCCUGCCUUUUUGCUGCGGUCAUGUAGGAAAUCGUAAAUCAUGUGAAGAUGGGACUCUUGGUGUUUGUGCGCAAUCUGCUGCUAGCCCUCUGCCUUUUUCUUGUGCUGGGAUUUUUGUAUUACUCUGCGUGGAAGCUGCGCUUGCUCCAGUGGGAGGACUCCAAUUCAGUGGUUCUAUCCUUUGACUCCGAUGGACAAACUCUAGGCUCAGAGUACGACCGGUUGGGCUUCCUCCUGAAGCUGGACUCUAAACUGCCUGCAGAGUUAGCCACCAAGUACGCAAACUUUUCAGAGGGAGCUUGCAAGCCUGGCUAUGCUUCCGCCCUGAUGACUGCCAUCUUCCCCCGGUUCUCCAAGCCAGCACCCAUGUUCCUGGACGACUCUUUCCGCAAGUGGGCUAGGAUCCGCGAAUUUGUGCCGCCUUUUGGGAUCAAAGGUCAAGACAAUCUGAUCAAAGCCAUCUUGUCAGUCACCAAAGAGUACCGCCUGACACCUGCCUUGGACAGCCUCAGCUGCCGCCGCUGCAUCAUCGUGGGCAACGGAGGUGUCCUUGCCAACAAGUCACUGGGGUCACGAAUUGAUGAUUAUGACAUUGUGGUCAGACUGAACUCAGCACCAGUGAAAGGCUUUGAGAAGGACGUGGGCAGCAAAACUACACUGCGCAUCACCUACCCAGAGGGCGCCAUGCAGCGGCCUGAGCAGUAUGAACGCGAUUCUCUCUUCGUCCUCGCUGGCUUCAAGUGGCAGGACUUCAAGUGGUUGAAGUACAUCGUCUACAAGGAGAGAGUGAGUGCGUCGGAUGGCUUCUGGAAGUCUGUGGCCACUCGAGUGCCCAAGGAGCCCCCUGAGAUUCGUAUCCUCAACCCAUAUUUCAUCCAGGAAGCCGCCUUCACCCUCAUCGGACUUCCCUUCAACAACGGCCUCAUGGGCCGUGGGAACAUCCCGACCCUUGGCAGUGUGGCAGUGACCAUGGCACUACACGGCUGUGAUGAGGUGGCAGUCGCAGGCUUUGGCUACGACAUGAGCACGCCCAAUGCACCCCUGCACUACUAUGAGACCGUGCGCAUGGCAGCCAUCAAAGAGUCCUGGACACACAACAUUCAGCGAGAGAAAGAGUUUCUGCGGAAGCUGGUCAAAGCUCGUGUCAUCACUGACCUAACCAGUGGCAUCUGAGAUGUGCCCAGCACAGAGCCACGGAGGUCCUGGCACUGCCAAGAGCAAGCAGCAGCCACCACCACCUGCCCACUUCGCUGGCCUUGGUCUGGCUCUGCCUGAGAGGCACGGGAGUCCUCAGACCCAGGGAGGGGCUGUGCCGAGUAGCCCCAGGGGUGGCGAGGCCUUGGCAGGGCAGCCAGAGCUGUGUCUGCUCAGUCCAGCCUCAGAGACCAGCAUUUGGCCUCACUCUCGGCCUGGAUCCUUGAAGCCAGGGCUUGGGAGGCCCCAGCCAUGGCCAGCAGGCCAGCAUGCAGGAGGUGGACGUUAGGCAGCAAGGCGGCUGCCGGAAUUAUUUCUCCAAUCAGUGUUUGGUGUAUGAUCAUUUUGUGAAUUUGGGGGGGAGGGGAGGGAUAAUUUAUUUUUAGAUAAGGUUGGAGAUGUCGUUUGGUCCACUUGCUGUGCAGAAAGAGGCCCAGUAGAGGGCCCGUCAGGCAGUGGUGCCAAUGGGCCCCCCCCACAGAGUGGGGGUGCCGCAACUAGCCAGUGCUCUGCUCCGGAGCUACGGGGAGGGACGUGGGAUCUCAUGCCAGCCGCCUUCAGCUCCUGACACUGUUUGGCCUUUCUUGGGGAACAGAUGGGGUACUCCCACACGCCAGCCCCUGACAGUCCCCCAGGGGAGCCCUGGAGCCACCCUUCAAGCCAACAGGACAGCCUCUGGACAGGAGCACAGAGAGCUUCAGAGCUCGGGGUGAGGCCGGGCCUGGACCGACCAGCUUGGCCGCUGUUCUGGGCUUCAGCAGUGAGACUGCCAGGUCCUUGGGUUCUGCCUUCAGCCUGGACCAGAGCAGAGUGAGGCUUAAGGACCUCACCCAGGCUGCGGCAGUCAACCACGGAAGCAAUAAAGCUCUUCCCUAAA
This is a messenger RNA of Artibeus jamaicensis (Jamaican fruit-eating bat), 2142 nucleotides long. RefSeq names its product ST3 beta-galactoside alpha-2,3-sialyltransferase 3 (gene ST3GAL3). Gene Ontology annotation, molecular function: sialyltransferase activity. Bases 120 to 1244 code for a protein of 374 amino acids. NCBI's taxonomy places the organism in Eukaryota, Metazoa, Chordata, Mammalia, Chiroptera, Phyllostomidae. The transcript has 12 exons. The record is from RefSeq and is a predicted model, not a curated record.